AUGCAGCCUGCCCGUCGCCUGGCGCUGCGCGUCGCCGCCGCCCGCGCAUACUCGACGCCGGCCUUUGGCUCGGUCCAGGCCACGUACACGCUCGCCAACGGCCACCCGCUGCACUACUUUACGCACGGCCCAGCAAACGCCGAGACCACGUACGUCCUCUUCCACGGCGCGCCCGGGUCGCACAAGGACUUCAAGUACCUCGCGCCGCUGCUCGCCGAGACGAACGCCAACGUCGUUGCGUUCGACAUGCCAGGCAAUGGAUUCACGCCGGCGGCCGCCGCUGGCGGCAUCCCGGGUCUCAGCGCGGACACGGUCAACGCCGCGGCCGUCGAAGCCAUGGACGGCCUUCGCACCGGCCGCCGACGCAUCGUGCUGGGCCACUCGUGCGGCGGGCACACUGCGAUCCAAGUCGCUGCGCGCGCCAAGCACGUGGACGGCCUCGUGCUGCUAAACUCGAUGGGGCUCCGGCCGCACCAGGGGAUCCGGCCCUUUGGUGUCAUGAACUGGAUGGCGAAGCGGCUGUACGCGGAAGGCCUCGCACGGGACCUCGUCGCCAAGGCCAACCACUGGCUCUUUAUCGAGGUCUACAAGUUCCCGCGCCGGACGCCGCUUGAUGACCUCACGUAUGCGCUGCAGCGGUUCGGGACCGCCAACUUUGACAACACCAACGUCUUUGCUGCCGAGCUUCGAGCGCGCGAGUUCCCAAUCUUCGCCGCGUGGGCCGUCGACGAUGCCCUUGUCGAGAAGGAAGUGUCGCGCGAGCUCAGCGACGCACUGAGCGCCAAUAUGCAGGCCGCCGACCUCGUUGCGGCAUUGGCCACGUGGAGCGAAGCGCUCGGAUCACCGUAG
Molecule: messenger RNA, 849 nt
Organism: Saprolegnia parasitica CBS 223.65
Lineage: Eukaryota; Oomycota; Saprolegniomycetes; Saprolegniales; Saprolegniaceae
Exons: 2
Coding region: 1-849 (282 amino acids)
Source: RefSeq, a predicted model, not a curated record